Corticium candelabrum is the source of this 3821-nucleotide messenger RNA. RefSeq names its product myosin-IIIb-like. The transcript is spliced from 31 exons. Bases 5 to 3766 code for a protein of 1253 amino acids. Gene Ontology annotation, molecular function: protein serine/threonine kinase activity; microfilament motor activity; protein binding. The record is from RefSeq and is a predicted model, not a curated record. Gene Ontology annotation, biological process: regulation of DNA-templated transcription; regulation of actin filament length; peptidyl-serine phosphorylation. Gene Ontology annotation, cellular component: myosin complex. Lineage: Eukaryota; Metazoa; Porifera; Homoscleromorpha; Homosclerophorida; Plakinidae.
CCGGAUGUAUCAAGGGAUGGCGUCUUGUGAUAGUUUCCUUGUUGAUGAUUUGGCUACGUUGGCCGAGCUGACUGAGAAAUCUCUGUUAGAGCAUCUCAAACGCCGCUAUGGCGAAGGAAUAAUCUACACGUACGUCGGAGACAUUCUCGUCGCAGUGAAUCCGUUCAAGUACCUUCGUCUCUACACUGACGAGGUCCAUGAUCAGUAUCGCAGUGUGCAGCAUCGUGUAUUUGUUCGACCACACGUCUACGCGUUGGUCGACUCGGCAUAUCAAGCACUAAGACGUAACGGGCAGAGUCAGUGUUGUGUCGUCAGUGGAGAGUCGGGAGCCGGAAAGACGGAGACAGCAAAGUUCUUUGUGCAGCAUCUACUAAAACUGUGUCGUUCCAAACAGCCUGCACUGCAGUAUCAAAUAGUUGAAUCGAGUCCGUUGUUGGAGGCGUUUGGAAAUGCAAAAACGAUUGCAAACGAUAAUUCAAGUCGAUUUGGAAAAUAUCUGGAAAUUUACUUUACCACGGAUGGUGUAGUCACGGGAGCGAUUCUGAGUGAAUACUUGUUAGAGAAAUCAAGGGUUGUUCACCAUGGUAAAGGCGAGCAGAACUUCCAUGUUUUCUACUACAUCUUUGCAGGUCUCUCUCAAUCUGAGUUGGCUGCAUUUGGUCUGUCAACAUAUGACCAACACAGAUACUUAGCAGGGAGUGGUAGAGAUGUGAUGACGAAGGAAGAACAGCGGGAAUAUCAAACUAAAUUUGAAGUACUGAAGAAGUGUAUGGGUGUUGUUGGGUUUUCAUCUCAGGAUACUCUCGAUAUGCUGACAUUGAUUGCAUCCAUAUUACACACGGGUGACAUCGAGUUUGAAUGUGGACCAGAUGAUGUGGCAAAGACAGUGAAUAGAGAAAAGCUGGCAAGAGCUGCUGAGCUGAUGGGAUUGGAAUCGGAUCAUUUGGAGCAAAUCCUGGUUUCCUCCAUUACAAUCACCAGGGGGGAAACCAUAACAAGCUUUAACUCGGUAGAGAAGGCAUGUGACUGUAGGGAUGCAACAGCUAAGGCAUUGUAUGGACGACUGUUUCACUGGAUUGUAACACAAGUAAAUUAUCUUCUUCAUCCAGAACCGAUCAGCAGCUCGGAGCGAACUGCUACCAUCAGCAUUCUCGACAUAUUCGGCUUUGAGAACUUCGAAAGGAACAGUUUUGAACAGCUGUGCAUCAAUGUGGCAAACGAGCAGCUCCAAUACUAUUUCAACCAACACAUUUUCGCGUGGGAACAAGAAGAGUAUAGAAAGGAGGGUAUUGAUAUCAAGUCUAUUACAUUUGUUGACAACAAGCCUCUCGUAGACUUGUUCUUACAGCGACCGGUUGGCUUGUUCCAUCUGUUGGACGAAGAAAGCCGCUUUCCCAGAGCUACAGACAAGACAUUAGUCGAGAAGUUGAACAAACAAUUAGGAGGUUUAGUUGAGAUGUAUGUUGCUAUGAAAGGAGGAGAUCAAAGAUUUGGCAUAAUUCAUUAUGCGGGUCAGGUUGUAUAUGUUGCUGAUCGAUUUCUCGAGAAGAAUCGAGACACACUGAGUGACAACAUAUUUACCAGCCUUCAACACAGUCGUAUGCCACUUGUGAGUGAGAUCUUCUCUUCUAUGCACUUAUCUAAUUCACGACGGUUUAACACCUCGGCCACUUUUGGUUCGAGGAAUCAAAGACUCACAAGGAAACAAAGUAUUCGUCAGUCAACAAGGAAGAAAAGCUUGCAACGCCAGAAUUCAAGGUUGUUGAAACCGUCAGCACUGUCAAGCAAGCAGUCGGACGCGUUAGGUCUUCUUCCCGGUCGGUCGCGUAUAGAGCGAAGAGGCUCAUCUCGAAGAAGUAGAAAAGAUAUUCAUGCAUCGGCACCCCAGCCUGCUAAAAGAGUAAAGGCUGCACUGACUGUUGGAGCUCACUUCAGGGCAUCUUUGAGUGUACUGAUGGAGAAAAUGCUUAAUGUGACACCACAGUUUGUCAGGUGUAUAAAACCAAAUUCCGGGAAGCAGCCGAUGAAAUUCGACGAGCAAUUUGUUCUAAAACAACUGAGAUACACGGGACUUUUGGAGACGACUCGUAUUCGGAGACAAGGAUACCCUUCUCGGCUUACUUUUGCUGAAUUUCUACAAAGAUACGGUUUUAUUGCUUUUCCAUCAACUGCUGCUUUAAAGAAGGAUGCAAAGGAAUGUAGUUAUGUUCUUCAAUCAGCUGGCGUGGACGAUUGGCGUGUUGGAAGAACCAAGGUCUUUCUGAGAUAUUAUCAUUCGGAUAUGUUGUAUGAAGCAUUGGAAACUAAGACAAGGAAGGUGAAAAUUGUGCAGAAAAUGGUUCGAGGCUGGUUAUCUCGAAGACAGGUUAACCAAUUAAAAGCGAAAACCAAACGAGAUGCUUUCACUCUGGAAACCUUCCUACAUUUGAUACCGAGUCCUUGUCAAGCUGUUUUUGAUCGUUGUUUGAAACUCAUGGAAAACGAUACAGCGAGAGUAUUACGAAAUAGGGAGGCUAAACGUAUAGCCCAUGAACGAGAACAACAAGAGUUACAGCGAUUAGAUCGUGAGAAGGAGUUGGCUGAGAAGGAGGCACUAAACCGUUUGCAUGCUCAAGCAGCUCACGAAGCUGCUCAAGCUGCUCUCCGACUUCGACAAGCUCAGGAAAGGAAAAUGUUGGAGGAGAAACGGAGACGUGUGGAAGAGGAGGAGAAGCUGAGGGAGGAAGAGGGAAGACGACGUGCAGCAGCUGCGGAGGUGGCUCGUAUGGCCGCGAUGGAGAGAAGCGACUCGACGGUGUGGUGUCGUAUUGUGUGCAUGGAACGAGAUAAACAACUUAGCGAUUACCAGGUUUCACAAAACUCUAUUGUCGUCGAUGGCUCGACUGGAUCGUUUGACCCGAAUCGAAUCGGCUUUAAUUCACUGAAGUCGACAACGAGAAGAGACAGCAAAGUGUCAAAGUUUCGACAACUGAUUGGAAAGGGCGUCGAGCUUACCCGCGAUGCUGAGGGAAGUGUGUGGGUUGUUCGUCGCAGCAAGCAUCCCAUGUUCAUCAAGGGCUGGUCGGACAGCAAUCAUUGCAUGGCGAGCGAAAUCGCUGACAACCACGGCCUAUUGCAUAGACACACACCAACUGUGGUGUUUGAUUUUCCGAGAUUUGAGCAGUGGCUGGAUGUUGAGUGUUCGAUGAGUGCGUAUCAGAAUCAGCGACGGAUCAUGCACAUGUGCAAGAUCGGUAUAAGUUUUGUAAAAGACUACCAGCAGGCUGUUGACACACCAUGCUGGUUAGAAAUCAUCUUUGAAAAUGCCCUAGCCCAAGCUAAACGACGGGGCAGACAGAGUCAGUCGAGUCUGCACUCUGCCGGUUCUCAGUCUCCUGAUAUUGCAAGUGCACUCCAAGCCAUUAGUUUCCGCUACAGCACACUUGGUAAACAAGGCAGCAAAAUGCCCGCGUCUCGUCAACCUCCAGUUAACCUUCAUCGCGUACUAUCCCCAGAGUCAUCCGAUCUUUCAACGUCUGGUUCAUUCUCGGGGGACCCAGAAGACUUCUCGGUUGAAAUGCCAAGGAAGGAGUGGGCAAAGAAGGUUUACCAGCCUGAUCGUUAUGUCCUUGCUGCCGAACCAUUUUCUCGCCCUGGAGCAGCAGCGGCUAUGCAACCAGAUGGAGAGCGUGAGGUUGUUGUGCCUCAUCGUCGGCCAUCUGAACGAUCGCGAGCGAGAAAAGCGAAGGCAAAGAGGAUUGUCAAGUAUGCUCUAGGCCUUCACUGACUACCACACACAUGCAGUGAUCGAUUGAGCUAAUCCUGCUUUCACGAGUUUCAUU